Molecule: messenger RNA, 1309 nt
Organism: Lycium barbarum (goji berry)
Lineage: Eukaryota; Viridiplantae; Streptophyta; Magnoliopsida; Solanales; Solanaceae
Product: protein CURLY FLAG LEAF 2-like
Exons: 2
Coding region: 306-965 (219 amino acids)
Source: RefSeq, a predicted model, not a curated record
GGCAAUAAAAGCACAGCUGGUGGUAGAGUCCCAUUUUUGCAUUUAUUGCUGCCAUUACUGACGGUGACGGCCCUUUCCUUCACUCCAAAUCCCAUUUAUUACUGAUACACAUAAUGCCAAAUCACAAUUAUUUUCAAUGACCACUAUCUCCCUUUAAUUUAUUUAUACUUAGUACUCACUUGUUGGCCAUUUAUAAAAGGCCCAUAUCCAAGAUAACAUUUCUUCUGCCUUUGAGAAUUUAACAGAGUCGUUUCUUUUUCUCUCCCCACAUAUAUAUAUAUAUAUAUAUAUUGAAGGAUCUAUCGAUGACGGCAGAAGUUAGUUCUGUGGUUAGGAUUAUGAAUGAAUCGUCAUCAGGGAAUAAAUCAACGGCUUUAAUGACAAGGGACUUGUUGGGAGGAUGCAGGUCCCUUGAUUCUAAGGAAUUGGACCUUGAUUUGCAGGUUCCUUCUGGCUGGGAAAAACGUCUCGACUUGAAGUCAGGAAAAGUGUAUCUACAGAGGUGCAAUUCUUCAUCGACGAAUUUGGAACAGAAGCAACAAAACUAUCAAACAGUUCAAGACCUUAAUUUCCCUCCUUCGUCAAAGCAACCGCUCAACCUCUUUGACGAACCAAACUUAGACUUAAAGCUGCUUCCUUCAUCGUCCUCGUCAUCAAGUUAUCAGAGUGUAUGCACCCUCGAAAAAGUAAAAUUUGCUCUUGAAAGGGCAGAGAAGGAAACAACGCGCAAACGCUCAAUAUCAGUGUCAAUGUCAUCAUCUCCAAGGUCAAAUUCCUCGUCCUCAAUCAAGGACGCGGAGAUUGAUCAAGAGAAUCCAUGCUCUUCUAUCGCUGCUGGUUGUCCUAGUUGCCUGCUUUACGUGCUAAUAUCGAAGAAUGAUCCUAAAUGCCCUCGUUGUCAUACCAUUGUUCCAUUACCCGUAGCAAUGAAGAAGCCUAGGAUUGAUCUUAACAUAUCCAUAUAAGAGUGAAGAACCAAGAAAUCAUUUUGAUUUUUUUUUUUUUUUUUUUUUUGUAAAGAUAGAAGAUAUAAUCUUGUAAGUUAUAGAAUGGUAUAUACAAGUUUCAAACUAUUGAGUUCCUUCUUGGCAGAGUAGCAUAUGACUGCACCUUUUCAGUGGAUAAAUGCAUGCUUCAACAUUAUUCAGUCUUUUGACGAUAUGCAUGUACUGAUACGUAUUUGGGGCUCCUGUUGCAACAGCUAGCUAUUGUGACCAUGUAAUUUAGACAUGGUAAUGGCCUUUAAUUCUGGUGGCAGGACAGUCAAGUCAUGAAUGGAAUGAGCAAAAAUUGCUUGACAAUUGGUUGA